GACUUUGCGGCUCUUUUGGGCCCCCUUACUCGAAACAUAUCAUGCAGAUGACUUGGAAUGUGUGUCGUUUUAACCCCUUUCCCACCACUGUGGCGAUCUCGGAGACUUGGCGAGCUUCCCAUUCCAAGCUUUCGUAUCCGACUUGGCGGGCGAAAAGUUAGCGCGUCCUUACUUCGAACAAGUGCCACACGCACACAGCCCAUGUGAGCGCCCGACCCGGCAAGGAUGGGCAUCUUGGCCAAAGCCUUCGCCGUGUCGGCAGCUGCCGCAGGGGCGGCAUACCUGGGCGGCCCAUCUCUCCUGGACCACAUCCGACGGCAUCAACUGCUACGAUCGCUCAAUCUCGGCCGCCCCUGGGACAGGGGCCCCACAGGCGACCCGCCGCCUCCCUGGACCUGCGCCACCGACCACAAGUACACGACGCAGAUCAUCUCGGUGGACCCGCUCCUCAUCUACAUCGCCGACUUCGUCCACCCCUCCGAGGCGGCCGCCAUAAUCGACAUGGGCACCCCACUCCUGGCCCCGUCCCCGCUCACCGGCGGCCCCGGCGCCUCCGACACGACGGGCCACCAGUCGCGGACCUCGUGGUCGGCGCCCCUGCCCCUCCUCGACACGCCGACGGCCGUGGGCUGCGUCCUGGCCCGCGCCUCGGCCCUCCUCGGCACGUUGCUCGCGCCCGGCCGCGACGACGUCGGCGCCCCGCAGAUGGUCCGCUACGAGGCUGGGCAGCGGUUUGACGCGCACCGCGACUGGUUCGCGCGGCCCAGGCUGGCGCCCGCCGACGCCGAGGCCGGGCGCAGGAGGCUGUACAACCGCGUCGCCACGCUGUUCGUCGUGCUGCAGGCGAACCACUCCGCCGGCGGGGAGACAUGGUUCCCGCACGUGGGGCCGUUCGCGGCGGGGAAGGAAGAGGCGGCGGAGGAAGGGGAGGGGAAGCGGGUCUGGAGGGAGCAUGAGGACGGCGGGUUGGCUUUCAGGGCGGUGCCUGGGAAUGCGCUGUUCUGGGUCAACCUGUUCCCGAAUGGGACGGGGGAUGAGCGCGUGUUGCAUGCUGGCUUGCCUAUCAAGGAUGGAGUGAAGACGGCGAUGAAUAUCUGGCCUAGGGCGUACUUUGGACCGGACGCGUGAGGUGGUGCUGCAAAGUGUGGAAAGGGGUAACUGGGAGUAUUUGGUUUGGUUAUGCUUGCAUCAUGGACACGUAGUUGACAUAUGCUCCAAU
Messenger RNA from Phialemonium atrogriseum, 1219 nucleotides. RefSeq lists its product as uncharacterized. Lineage: Eukaryota; Fungi; Ascomycota; Sordariomycetes; Cephalothecales; Cephalothecaceae. The record is from RefSeq and is a predicted model, not a curated record. Gene Ontology annotation, molecular function: iron ion binding; L-ascorbic acid binding; procollagen-proline 4-dioxygenase activity. The transcript has a single exon. Gene Ontology annotation, biological process: peptidyl-proline hydroxylation to 4-hydroxy-L-proline. Bases 226 to 1128 code for a protein of 300 amino acids. Gene Ontology annotation, cellular component: endoplasmic reticulum.